AUGGCCUAUAUGCCACCAUCACUGAUUCUCUUCGGAUGUGUUUUUCUUUUCUUAUUACAAGGAUACUGCUCCAGUUCUGAGGCUUUACCUAAAGUCAACAUCAGUUGUUUGAUCAUCAAUCUGAAGUACAUAAAUUGCAGCUGGACUAAAGUGCAGAUGCAGAAAAUAAACUUCACCUUCAGGACCUUGAACAGUGAUUUAUAUCAAGAGUGUCCAGAGUACCUCAAGGAGCUUGAUCAGAAUGUAGGCUGUAGAAUCCCUCUUAAGAUGCUGGAAGAACGAUUUAGUCCUUUCUACACAAAGCUGACCGUGGGAGGAAAUCAUACAAAAGAAGAUUAUAAAAAUCUGUUACAAAGAGUGAAGCUCAACCCUCCCUAUAACGUCUCUGUGAACUUCAGCAGUGCUGAUAGUGAGGUCUGUAUGCACUGGGUGAACAGUUUCAACGAUUUAUGUGUGGAGAACGAGGUACGCCAUCGGAUAGCCUCGAACAAAUGGAAGACUUUUACUUCACCUUCGAAACUUUCAUACUGUGUGUCUCCUGUCAUCAAUGAUGUCACUUAUACAUUCCAAGUGAGAACCAGAAUAUUUGACUACUGUGGUGCUUCUGAAUUGUGGAGUGAUUGGACUGAUCCAGUGCAGUGGAGUAACAACACAGAUAACAACACAGAUAACAACACAGGCAGAGCACAGUGGCAUGUGUUGGUCAUUGUACUCUCGGUUGUUCUCCUGAUCUUUCUUUCCGUGCUGCUGUUCUGUUGUGAAAGGAUAAAGGGAGGGAUACAUGUAGUUUUACUUCCUGUAGUGCCUGACCCAAGCAAGAACCUGCAGGAUUUGUUUCACAAAUAUAAUGGAAAUGUUGAGAGCUGGGUUCAUAUUUCCAGAGAGUUAAAGGAGGCUUUUGAGCCAGACUACACAGAGUCCCCAUGUGUUGUAUAUGAACCAGAUCACACUCUAGAGAAUAAAAGUGCAGAGGGCCCCGUGGAACAGCCUCAAUCCUAAAUUACUGUAUUUUGGUAUUUUACUAUUGUUAUUUGAUGUGACUUGAAGUAUUGCCAAGUACAUUUUCUGUUACCUCUGUAUAGUGUAGCUCAGAUGACCAACCUCACAGCAAAGUAAAUAUAGAAAAACCUGACACAUACCUAAAGCAUAUUUCUAUCCCUCCAAACAUUGAUCAUGAUAACGUUCUUCCAUUAGAUGUAUGGUUUUGCCAUCGGUCAUUGUGUAUCUUUAGUAACUGCUUUAUUCCAGGUUGUAGUUGGUCCAGAACUGAUCUUAAGACAGGAAAACCCACAACCUGUCCAUCACAGGACAUCCCACACUCAUCAUCACCAAAGAGCAAUUACGAACAGCCAGUCAGUCUGUGGGAGAUGGGACGUGGGAGUAGAGCAUACAAAACUUUACACAGAGAGGAUGCUCAAAUGGUGCACCAGUCUAAUAUUCAUCUGCCACCAAAAGUGUAACACAGUUCUUUCAUGCAGGUCAUUUUUGUACAUAAGGAAAUUAAGAAUAUCGAAACUGGGGCAAAGCAAAAAGGGGAAUGUAGACUGGAAUUGAACCUCAGUCACUAGAUCUGUGUGGCACCAACCCAACCUGCCAUGCCAACAUGUUGCCCUUGAUCAGAAAGAAUUACACUUCCAGUAUAGCUUUACUGGUUUACAGUGUUAUGUUAAAAUGGCCUCAUGAAACUGGCCUUGUCUCAUAUUCCUUUCCCACACACACUGAUCUUUUAUUAUCGUGUGUCUGGUCCACAUUGCUAACAAGAGUGGAAACCUUGAUAGCUUAACAAAAUGGAGAACUUUAUAAAAAUAUAAAAAUAUAUUUAAGUUGCAUUUUAAAAUGUUUUUGUUUUACAUAUUGUACAUCCUAGACUGACAGGGUAAAAAGACAUUAAAAUAAAACAUUCCA
Trichomycterus rosablanca is the source of this 1905-nucleotide messenger RNA. RefSeq names its product interleukin 2 receptor, gamma b (gene il2rgb). Gene Ontology annotation, biological process: cytokine-mediated signaling pathway. Gene Ontology annotation, cellular component: external side of plasma membrane. Gene Ontology annotation, molecular function: cytokine receptor activity; protein binding. The transcript is spliced from 8 exons. The record is from RefSeq and is a predicted model, not a curated record. NCBI's taxonomy places the organism in Eukaryota, Metazoa, Chordata, Actinopteri, Siluriformes, Trichomycteridae. The coding region runs from base 1 to 999 and encodes 332 amino acids.